Plasmodium vivax (malaria parasite P. vivax) is the source of this 1563-nucleotide messenger RNA. RefSeq lists its product as hypothetical. NCBI's taxonomy places the organism in Eukaryota, Apicomplexa, Aconoidasida, Haemosporida, Plasmodiidae. The coding region runs from base 1 to 1563 and encodes 520 amino acids. Gene Ontology annotation, biological process: lipid storage. The transcript has a single exon. The record is from RefSeq and is a predicted model, not a curated record.
AUGCUGCCUCGAAAAGGGGACGCUGCGCGUCCUGUUGGGGGAAGGGAGGAGGAAGAGGUGAGCGAAGUGAACGAAGCGGACGAAUCGAACGAAGAGGACGAAGUGAAAGGAGAAAACCUUAACUGCACAAACGAAGCGAACCUCAACUGUGCGAACGCCAGCUCCGCGGAGGCGGCGACCGAAAUGGACGAACCAUGCGCGGUGGCCAAGGCGAAGGCGCGCCCCAGCAGCCGCCCCAGAAACGUAAAGCUGUUUUGCAAAAUGAAGAAGAAGUACUUCUACCUUAAGCAGACGGAUUACCUGUCGUACAAGUACCAGAGGAGGAAGCGGAAAAAGAGGAGGCGCGAGGAGGGCGCGUGGAACGCCACAUGGCAUGGCAUAAAUCGCAUGGCGAAGUGUGGCUACAAAACGUAUGCUAGGGUGAAGGCCCACCUGAAAAAAGCCUUUCCCAAUCUGAAUGUUAAGCACUGUCUGUACGUGCUCGUAACGUAUCUGCUAAUAAACGUCGCGGUGAUUGUUUUUUCCCUGCUGGUUUAUUUUUUUUUAUAUUUUUAUUUGAUCCCCCAGAAUAGGUAUGUGUACCCGGUGGAGUUCUCCCUCGCCAAAAGCCCCAUAGAGGAGUACUUGCGCAGGGAGCGCUGUGAGCGCGCGGGGGGCGGUGGCCCCACGGCGGCGGACGGUAACGCGGACGGCAAUGUGCACAGCAGCAUGGAUAGCUGCAUAAGCAGCAGCGCGGGCGGAGCGCCGCACGAAACGUACCUGCACCAUUUAAAGUCGCUCGAAGGCGAAAUUUUAAGCAGCAUAAAGGGGAAGGACACAUGCUGCUGCUCGGACAGGUGGGGAAAGAGAACGAUGGGCACGCAUCCGUUUGGUGGCAAUGGAGAAAAAUACCCGGGGAGGGAAAAAUUGCACCACUUUGAUUACGAAAUGGAGUAUGCAUAUUUGCAAAAUAAUAUAUUAACAGGUCAGGUAAAUUUUGAAAAAUGGUCAGGCAAAAAUAAAUCACACAACGAUCACAGUUUUUUUCAUUUUUUUAUUCCCUUUUUGAAGAAGAAAGAAAUUAGCAAACUGAAGAUAAAGAAAGGAUACAAAAUAGACAUUCUUUUGAAUCUGUCCUACAUGAACAAUGACUACAACGACAAAUUAAAUUUCAUCCAAUUGCAGACGGAGGUACUUGCCACAAAUGGGGAUGUCCUUUUUCGAAACGAAAAGCUACACAUAAACAAUAAAAAUUAUAACUUCAUAAAUAAACUUCAUUUAUUUUUUAACACCCCAUUUUAUUUCUUCAACGUUUUUAACCGGAGAACAACGGAGAUCUGCCUGGUUGAUGGGUACCAAUAUGGUCCCCCCUUUGGGAAAAUCCGCAUUUAUUUGUACCCCCCCAUGCAGAUUUAUGAGGCCUAUGUAGUGGUGCUUGUGUACGUCAAUUUUGUUUACUACUACAUGUAUAAUUAUCCCUUUCUCUUUUUUUACGUGUUUGUUUUUGUGUUGAGCGGGUUACUCAUUUUGGUCAACACGGUCCUCUUCCUGUUGGGAGCGCUGUGCUACUACAUGCUCGGCUGA